Molecule: messenger RNA, 237 nt
Organism: Rattus rattus (black rat)
Lineage: Eukaryota; Metazoa; Chordata; Mammalia; Rodentia; Muridae
Product: cyclin-dependent kinases regulatory subunit 1-like
Exons: 1
Biological process (GO): regulation of mitotic cell cycle
Cellular component (GO): cyclin-dependent protein kinase holoenzyme complex; SCF ubiquitin ligase complex
Molecular function (GO): histone binding; protein kinase binding; cyclin-dependent protein serine/threonine kinase activator activity
Source: RefSeq, a predicted model, not a curated record
AUGCUGCACAUACAAAUAAACUAUUCAGACAAAUACAGUGAGGAGUUUGUACUGGCAUGUCAAGUUGCUCAAGGACACAGCCAAGCCCUAAAAAUCUUUUAACCUGAAUAUUAAUGGAGAAAUCUUGGUGAUCCACAGAGUCAGGGAUGGGUUCAUUAUAUGAUCCAUGAACCAGAACCUCACAUCUUACUGCUUCAGCAGCCACCACCCAAGAAACCAAAGAAACAAAGCCAGUGA